UUACGUCACUGCUUGAGCCAAGGCCUCCUUCCCAUGAUGUCAUCCCAGAGGAAGAGGCCGGCCCAUGAGGUCAUCGCUAGCAAAAGUGUCUGUGUUCUGCGAUGUCAUCACAGGGACAAAGCCUCCUUCCCAUGAGGUCAUCACAGAGGAAGAGGCCGGCCCGUGAGGUCAUCGCUGGAGGCCAUGUCCUAUGGUGUCCUCAGAGGCCUCCUUCUUGUGGUGUAAUAACAGAGAUGGCGCCUUGUUCCAUGACAUUCCUUCCUGUGGUGUCACUGCAGAGACAAUCUUACCUGGAUGAUGUCAUCUCUAACUCCAAGGCCUCUUUUGGCAUCAUCGCCAUGGGGAAGAUAUUUUCUCCCUGUGUCUUUGCAGUAGAGAAGAUGCCUCUGUCCUAUGAUGUCAUCAUUACAGACAAAGCCAUCUUCCUAGGACACGUCACAGGGGAAAAUGCCUCACCAAUUGUGUCCUCACUAGACAUAAGGUCUCCUUUUCACAACAUCAGCACAGGGACCCUGCCUCCUUCCUGUGAUGCCAUCACCAGAGAAGGUGCCUUGCCCUAUGACGUCAUCAGAGGGACCGUGCCUCUUCCUGUGAUGUCAUCACCAGAGAUGACCACCCACUCUGGGACGUCUUCAGGAGGAGGCCCCUUCUGCGAUGUCGCCCAGACGCUAUGUGCUCUGAGAUGGCACAAAGAGAUGCCUCCACUGCUGCCACCAUGUUGUAGAAGGCAGGGCAGGCCCAGAGUCCAGGACCACCCCAGGAAAGAUGCCAGAGAGCAGAGAGGGGCCCUGUCCUGAGAUGUUGUCUGAAGGAGGCAUCGCUCGGGAGCCGCCCAUGUGGAGGGCCUCCUCCAGAGAUGAUGGUCUGUGUAGGCAGUUGGCAGUGACACCCCUACCCCCAGUGCUGUGAUGGCAUCACCAGAGCUUCCUCCUCAGAGGCACUGCCCACUCUGGAAGGCCAUCGGUAUUGAUGGUGUCACCAGAGUUACUGCCUUGUCGCACCAUGACUUAGCUUGGUUGCUCCCUCCCCAGACUCCAGGGACGUGCCCAGCAGGAUCUCUGCCAUAGCCUCUGAGGGGAAAUGGGGGCCUUGGAUCCCACACCUGUGCCAAGACUCCUGGGAGACAGGACCUCCAGAUGGCCUUCUGCUCCCAGGAGGCCACUCUGGAUCACCAGGGUCCUAGAGUUCUGACACUCAUAGGUGUCCCAUAGCCUGGCCUCACUUUUCUUUCUGCCAUAUCUAGAGACAAUCACCUCUGUCAACAAAGUCCUAGCCUUCUACUGGGGGGAGGUGCUUGGGGUACACCUACUCUUGCCCUCACUGACACUGUCAGCAUCACACAACACCGCCACUCAUGAUGGCACUGCACCCGGGGUCAAGUGUUACCCAUGUCUGAGGAUGGAAUCCUUCCCCAGGAUUCCCUAUGACCCACAACUAUGGUAUCAUCUUCUUCCAGGAUUUACCAUGACUAACGGUGUCACCAUCUCCCAAGACUCCCCAUAGCCAAUGGUGUCACCAUCCUCCAUGAUUCCUCACAACCAUGGUGUCAUCAUCUUUCAGGAGCCACCACAGCUGACGGUGUCAUCAUCUCCUAGAUUCUACCAUGACCAAUGAUGACAUUACCUUCCAGAAUCCACUAUGCCUGACAGAGACAUCCUCUACUGAAAUCCACUAGGACUGAUGAUGCCACCAUUUCCCAUAAUCCCUCAUGAUUUUGGUGUCAUCACCUCCCAAGACCCAUGA
Molecule: messenger RNA, 1743 nt
Organism: Nomascus leucogenys (northern white-cheeked gibbon)
Lineage: Eukaryota; Metazoa; Chordata; Mammalia; Primates; Hylobatidae
Exons: 1
Coding region: 102-797 (231 amino acids)
Source: RefSeq, a predicted model, not a curated record